Amoebophrya sp. A120 is the source of this 1632-nucleotide messenger RNA. The record is from the annotation of a GenBank genome assembly. NCBI's taxonomy places the organism in Eukaryota, Dinophyceae, Syndiniales, Amoebophryaceae.
GGACAAGCGACCGCUAAUUGCGGUCGCUUGUUUUCCCAGCAUGUAGCUCUUGCCGCGGAAUAAGUAGUAACUAAGCCCUAUUACCAGUCUCCUCGUUGUACAGGCGACCAAAACGGUACCGUUUGUUGAAGCAGGCGUCGUAUUUAGAAAUAGAUGCCGUUCAUCUCCUGCGCUCAAGUACUUAAAUUUGUUGUACGCACUUUGAAGCGAGCAUAUAAUAAUGCCGCCGUCGUUGAUCUUCGCAUCCCGUAAUUUUUCUAUGGCGCAACAAAGGGCGCCGCGCUCCUCCAUGCGACUUUGUGCUACUUGUUCCUUCCGAAGGCUUUUCGCGCCAGGGUUGUACGGUGCCGGAGGCGGUGUCGCUACUACUACUGGACGACAUGAAAAUUUUCUCGCCGCCGGUUCAAGGACGACGGUAUCGCGUCGCGGAUUUUCUUCAUCCUCGUGCCCAUCUGCUGGUAGCAAAGUAUUAUCACCGUGCGAGCGAAGCAGCUGUAACACCAGUUCUUGUUCCGGCAGAAUUAUACUACAACCGGUGGACCACGUCGGCGGCGCGAGGAGGUCUCUUGUCGCCCUCGGGUCUUCUUCGCGAUCUCCCUCCAGGCUGCCGAACUUGUCAAACAUGACCAGCCACCUGUUUCUGCCCACCAUUCUGCCCCUCCACAGUCAGAGGCGGUACCGGCGCGAGCGCGGGGGGCGCAUGUCCUCGAAGCUACGGCAGAUCUACCGGAAGGCCCGGAACCUGGCUCGCGAAAAGGGGGAGGUAUCGGAGGAAAAAACUGGCUCACUGUAAUACUUAACUUGUCAACAUGCAGAAGCAUUGAAAUGCAGAAAUGUUUGCUUUGCUGCGCAUGCACGACCGAGAGUCAUUGUCAGGUUUGUUUUGCCAUGGGAACCAGGACACAUGGCAUCAAAUUUUCUCUGUCAUGUAGAACGAAUUUGUAAUGCAAAAGUUCCAAGAAAUGGAAAUCCAUACAGUGAAAAACUUUUUCCGAGCGAUGCAGAGACACACUGUUCGAAAAAAAAGUGAAGACCCCCGCGAGCCGUCACAUGCUACUUCGCGCGGCGCCAGACGUGGAGGAAAUGAAGUCGACGAAUCCGUAUCAAAUGCAAACAUGUCUGGGUCUGGAACAAAGCCGCUUGUCAUGCUAAAUCUGAAUCAGGUAAAAAUCUGUGUUGCAUGGUUACCAAAAGCUGUUCACUUUUGAACUGAUCGAGAGGCAGUUUCUCAUGCAGGAUAGGCAUGAUACAACUCUCGCAGAAUCUGCCAUGCCAGGUCCCGCAUUGCAGACCUCAUGGGUCAUGGUAAACCUGCAUGACAGGUCUGGCACUCUUCCAGGCCCAGACACUUUUGCGUUUAAUAAUCCGGAUGGAACUACGACUCUCCGAACCUUUCACAUUCCGGGGAUACCGAAGAAAAACAAAACGAAAAUGUGAAAAAAAUGAAUCACAUACUUACGCGAGAAAAUGAUUUUCUACUUGUUCGAAAAGAAACGUGAAUUGGAACAAUCAACAUGGCACUCACGGUUUUUGAUUUAGCAAUGUGCGCGGCUGCAGACGAGCUAGAGGCACGAAAUGAAACUGAUAGUCUGCGCUUGUUAAACCUGGAGAUGGAAGCAGGUCGGUACGGAG